UAGCAGUGUUUAGACAAUUCCUCUUUCUUUAAGUUAAGUAUUGCUUGUUUUGAAAAUGUUUGAAGUCUUUGUGGUUCCUUCAUUAAAGGGCAUGCCAUAUAUAUGAAUCUUCAGAGUUUUGCAAGUAAAAUUGUACGAACAAAAACCAAUAAUUAGAUCACAACUGAAGUAAAAUUCAUAUAUGUGUCGGCGCUUCACAAGUUAUUGUAAUAUUGUAAAAGUCUUGGAGGAGGGACAAUUGUUUUUUUUUAUCUUGUAGCCUGAUUUAGUUGUUGAUUUACUUUCUCCUAUCCUUCCAUAAACAGAAAAGUUGUUUCUCAUAUUUGCAAUUCUGAUUUUGCUUAAAGUUCAGGAGAAUAAAAGGAAGGAAAACAGAGAAUUUACUGGAUAAUGGUGAUCUGUUUGGGCUAUAAAUCAACAACUGGUUGAUUGUUUCCUUGGCUUGCGUAGUUACUCCUAAUCUUCCAUUGUGAUUUGGUCAAUUAUAUACUCCAACCAUGCAAAAUGUAAAGAAAGAUGAAGCCCGAGAUCAGAAGCAUGAUGAACUUGCUGAAUCACUAAAUGAUCUCUUCAGCAGUGUCGCCACCAUGAUCAAAUCGGAGCUUCAGGGGACUAAUAAUCAUCUAGAGCUGGUGGAGAAAAUGAAUGCAAAGGUUGCAGAAGAGUAUAAAGGGUUUGGUGAUUUGGCUUCAGGGUUAAGGGUAUUUGUGGAGCAAUUGAAAUGCAAGAGUGGUAGCUUUAAUGAGUAUGUCGAGCAGAUUGAUGCCAUUGAAAAGCAAGUGACUGAAUUUGAAGCCGUGGUCUCUAUGCUUGAUAAAUAUGUGGCUCUGUUGGAAUCAAAAGUCCAAUCUGAUUACCAAACCAAAAGUCCAUCGUCCUAAAUAUGUAGGACAAAUGAGAAUAGUCUGCCCCAACAUGCUAAUCUACUUAUUUUACCCUCAACUUGUAUCAUUUUGUUCAAAUUCCCUUAUUCCAGGUUUUAAACAAAGGCCCGCGUCUGUGAUAUGGGGUGCGACCAAAAGGAUUUUGAUUUAGCUGAAACUGCAACAUGAUCGCAAUUGACCGGGUUUCUUUGCAAUAUCAAGAGACGUGAUGCGACUGCAACCAAUUGUGUAAUUGCUAUUUGAAACUCUACUCCCUAUCUCAAUUUCUGUCUCAUGUUUACUCCAUUUUCUAGCUCCUCUUGUGCUUAUUUUUUGCUGUUAUAGAGCUUAUCUUUGUUUCAGAUAAUCGAGUUUAUCUUGUUGACAAGAACUCAUGAUCACUCCUAUGUAAAACUUUGUUAUAUGUAUUUGGAGAACUAUUAGGCUGUUUUAAGUAAGGGUAGAAGUAUAGUAGUGAUAUAUCCUCAUAAGUAUUUAAUAUAAAAUGUAUAAAGUAAACACAUGUAUUGUAAUAAAAGUCUAAAAACUGAUUUAGUUA
Lathyrus oleraceus (garden pea) is the source of this 1422-nucleotide messenger RNA. Its product is annotated as biogenesis of lysosome-related organelles complex 1 subunit 2. NCBI's taxonomy places the organism in Eukaryota, Viridiplantae, Streptophyta, Magnoliopsida, Fabales, Fabaceae. The transcript is spliced from 3 exons. Bases 498 to 881 code for a protein of 127 amino acids. The record is from RefSeq and is a predicted model, not a curated record.